AAAAUGUCAGCUAUCAGUCUUCUUGUCCUUCUUCUAAUGAUCUUUGCCGCUCAAUUGUGCAAGAAUCCACUUGAAAAUGAAUGCGGGUGCAUCAGACAACCAACAUUUGAAUUCAAUUGGCUUCAAACCGAAUAUCCAGAAAUAGCCAAACAAUACACCGAAGACCAAUUCCUUGCCCCAGUAGUCACUUAUCCAGAAUGCAAAUCCAUCGUUACCACUUGUCCAAAUGGUUAUUCGGUUGCCGGUUUCAUUGUUGAAACCAAAAAAAUAUUGGUGAACUCAAAUAUUUACCCAAAUCCAAAUACUGUCCUUGGAAUAAAAUGUGAAGCUAAGAAAUGGUAUUAUGACGGACAAGCAGAAACCUAUGAUGAUAAGCUCAAAAUUACAUUUUUCUCCUGCAAGAAAGACUAAUAAUAGUUGAAACUUUGGAAAAUGGGAUUCUCGUUAAUGAAUUUAUUUUC
Messenger RNA from Caenorhabditis elegans, 461 nucleotides. RefSeq lists its product as uncharacterized. The transcript is spliced from 3 exons. Bases 4 to 411 code for a protein of 135 amino acids. NCBI's taxonomy places the organism in Eukaryota, Metazoa, Nematoda, Chromadorea, Rhabditida, Rhabditidae. The record is from RefSeq and is marked reviewed.